Emericellopsis cladophorae is the source of this 1140-nucleotide messenger RNA. Its product is annotated as gypsy retrotransposon. The record is from RefSeq and is a predicted model, not a curated record. The transcript has 4 exons. Gene Ontology annotation, molecular function: nucleic acid binding; zinc ion binding. Bases 1 to 1140 code for a protein of 379 amino acids. NCBI's taxonomy places the organism in Eukaryota, Fungi, Ascomycota, Sordariomycetes, Hypocreales, Bionectriaceae.
AUGACCUCCCGCCCGACGCCUCCAGAGUCACCUCAGGAUACGCGCGCCUUCGCAGAUGCCAUUACGAACCUCACCGAUCACAUAGCUGCACUAGACGAGAAAACAGCCACCCUCGAAACCAAGAUCAUCGAGGAGAGCGCGGCUAACCGGAACCUUCUUGCUCAGAUGAAGGAUAAGGAUAUGCAGAUUAUCGAGGCAACCGUGACCGCCCGACUCGCCCAGCAAGCCAGCUUACCGACCCUCCUCACUUGGGAACGACUCCGCCGCCUGCUGCCGGAUCUACCACCUCCUCCCGACUGUCUGAGAAGCUUCCCGACCCUGACAACUAACGCCGACCGAUUCCCUACCGCUACGAGCCGGUUGACGUACGUAGCCGGUAGGCUUACCGGGAAGGCAUACGCCUUGAUACUCCCCCGCACCGUCUUUGGAAUCCCACAGUUUAGCGACUACCCCGAACUCCUGACUUAUCUCGAAAACGCGUUCGGCGACCCUGACCGCGUCCAGAACGCCCAGAACCGCCUACACCAGCUCCGCCAGAGGCACCAAGACUUUAGCACGUAUUUCUCGGAGUUCCAACGCCUCGCCUUAGAGGGAGAAAUGGCUGAUAGCAACCUAACGCCACUACUAUUCCAAGGAAUAUCCCGUGAACUGCAGGAUAUGCUGCUUCACAACCCGCCCCCUAGCCGGGAGUUCCACCAAUACGCCAACCACCUACAGACUCUAGACAACCGAUACCGCCAACACCAGCAACAAAUCCAGCGUAGCCAACCCCCGAGACCGGCUCUACACCAAAACCAGAGACAAACCUCCCCGCGCAGGGGACGCAGCCCUCCGAACCGCAGCCCUUCACGCCGCACGGUACCCGCCGCUAUGACCGCCAACGACCCUAUGGACCUGAGCAACCAACGCCGACCAUGGGGCCCGAACCGGAGGGAAAACAACCUCUGCUUCCGCUGUGGCUCCGAUAGUCACCAUAUUCGAGAUUGCCGGAAGCCAGACACCAGACGCACUCAAGCCCGAUUUGCCGCUUUAAAUAGCGAAGACCUGUCCCCUGCUAGAUCCCCUGACUCUCCCGCGCCGGAUAGUCGGAGGUCAACACCCUCCCUAGACCGCACGGAAAACGGAGUGAGCCUGCCCUAA